Acanthosepion pharaonis is the source of this 1977-nucleotide messenger RNA. The record is from the annotation of a GenBank genome assembly. NCBI's taxonomy places the organism in Eukaryota, Metazoa, Mollusca, Cephalopoda, Sepiida, Sepiidae.
AUGGCGAGCAAGCGCGAACUUUUAUCUCCUGAAGUGGCAGUUGCAGAUGAACAAGCACAUGUUCAUGGCUUUAUGGCAACCUGUGGAAUUGGUAAUAGACUCAUGCUUUAUGGCGGUUCCAAAUCAGCUUGUAGAGAUGAAGGACAUCUUAGAGCAAAUCUGCACCAUGGUUGUAGACUGCAUGAAGUUGAAUGGGACAAAGAUAUGCAUUCACCAAUCACUCGGCGUCUUGUGAAUGAAUCACAUAAUAUAUUUGUUGCUCUUCAACAGCAAGCCGAGAAUUUAACUGACCUAGCUUUAAAGUCAUAUCUGGUGAAAGCAAGCCGUUAUUAUCGUUCUGUAAUCAAAGGUUGUUGCUGGGCUUUACAAUCAGAAUCAGAGAACACCUCCAGUGAAGAUGAGAAAGCUUGGCUUGAGGAUCAACAGCAAAUUUUUCAAAUUAUAGAGUUGAUCUGGAGUCUUUGUGAGAUUUUGUAUAUUGACACAACUCCUGGUGCCCCAUCUCUGAGGCAAUUGCUUGGUUGGGUCAGGUGGCAUUUUACUGAAGGCAAAAAAUUGGCGUCAGAAAUCAUUCAAGAUAAACCAGAAAAGCACAGCUGCUACUGGGAAGCUAUUUAUCGCCUUCUUCUUCAAGGCUGCAUUGAUGAAGCCCUGGAAUUAUUCUCAAAGCAUCCAUUGCAUAAGACUGAUAGCUUCAGAAGCUUGAGUGAAAUGAUGGGGAAGAUGCCACAGCUUGCAAAUUUUAUGUCUCAGGGUCGGUCUUUGCCAGAAUUUGACAUCAAAUGGCGACAUUGGCGUGAUGAAUGUGAACAACGACUUGAAGCUGGAGAAUUCCUCACAGAUUCAAAUCUCACAACCAUGGCAAAAAUAUUAUGUGGAGAUGAAGAAGUCUUUUAUCAAAUGAAGGAUUAUUGUGAAACUUGGUUUCACAUGUUGGUAUCACGACUUUUCUACCAGAAUCCUGUUGUAAAGAAUUCUGAAUUACAGCACUACAUUCAAACCUGCCUUGACAUGUAUCGAGGGGACAGCAGCCACACUGCCCAGCUGGAUAGUAUUCUUGUUGCUGUUUUUGAAUUUAAUAUUAAUCAAAUGAUCCGGGAUUGUAGCACUUACCUUGGUAGUUGGUGGUUCACAUCUCAUUUAGGUGACCUUCUUUACCACAGUGGCCAUUUGGAACCACAGAAAUUGCCCCAAGGAGUCAACCUGAGGGAGUACCUUCUGUUAGAAUAUGCAUCCAGUUUGAUGUCGCACAAAAGUUUAUGGGCAGUUGCAAUUCAUUAUUUCGAUUUUUGUCCUGACAAUGGCAGUGACUACUUGGGUCUUUAUCUCGAGCGCAUUCCUCUGGAUACAGAAGUGAAGGCACACAAAUUGUUGCAUAUUUGUGAAAAGCGAGGUUUGCAGGAACAUGCAAAAUCCAUUUGUAAAGUGAUGGGUAAGAAAUGUUUAUUGAACAACAGAGUUGGUCAAGCACUCAAUUGGUUCCUAAAAUCUAAGGACAGUUCUUAUGCCACAGUUUUAUCUGAAAGAAUCCUCACAGAAUAUAGUGAAACUGGUCAGUUUUCUAACUUGGAUCUUUUGGAAAAUCUUGGUUCUUCCAUGUUUCUUAGUAGCAAAUUAACAUUUCUUGGUCAGUAUCGAGAAUUUCAUAAGUUAUAUGAAGAUGGAGACAUCCAAGAAGCAGCAAUUUUGCUUGUUUCACUGCUUAGUGCACGACUGGCGCCAAAAGCCUUCUGGGUAACUCUUCUCUGUGAUGCACUGCCACUUUUGGAAGCUGAACAAGUGGUAAUUAGCAGCCAACAAACUUAUGAAUUGAUGCACUGUGUAGAAGAAUUGACUAAAGAAGCUAGCCUUGUAGGAGAUGAAAACCAAAAGAAAAUGCUGGAAGUUGAGAAGACCAAGCUCAGUAAUAUUUGUUUGGCUUUGACACGUAACUUGGAUCGUGCCAUUAUUGUUGAGGGAAGUGUCAAACCAUUCUGA